AUGGCCAUUUCUCCAAACAUGAUGGCCGGUCUGUCGCUUUCUGAGCUUUGCAUCGAAGAUUGCAUGGUUGCUGAGCAAGUAUCCUUUGGAAAGACCGGAUCUGUAGCCUCUGUGCUCAACAUACUCGCGUCCGCGCCCAAUCUCAAAGCCUUCACAUGGAUUUUGGACCGCAACGGCCGUCACGCACACGCGCUACCUGCCAAACGGAGCAAUGAGAUUCCGGGUCGCGCAGCACUCUUGUGCCUCAGGCGACUUGUGCUUCACGCGCCGGUGGAAACCAUUGCUUACAUAUUCUCCUCCGUCAGCCUCCCUCUGAACUGUCAUCUCGACUUGGGGACCACCAUAAAUUGCGAGACUGUGAAUAUCGCGCUCGUCAAGCAAAGCCUUCGCGAUACUGUCGGAGAACAGCUUUAUGCUGCUCCUCGUAUCGCUCAAUUUACUCAACUAUCACUCCGGAACGCGGAGAAUGAGUCCGGAAUUCUCAUGCAUUGGUCGAACGCGCAUGAUCCGCCCCCCGGCUGGUCACAGGACUUCCGGAUGGCAAUCACUCCCAUCCAAUCUCUCGCUACCGAUGAGCCUCCACUGGCAAUAUCUGAUAUUUGCACAUGCAUCAUGGAAUGGGAGCCACUCCGCGCAUCCAUCACACUCUUGGAGAUCGCUGUCCCGUGGUUUUACACUCGCCACGCCAAUGAUGGAAACCAGAGGGACAAAAUGUGGGCUGCUGCUGUCCAGAGACUUCCCCAGCCUGUGGAUGUGAAGGAUCUGGUGACUGCAUGA
Molecule: messenger RNA, 777 nt
Organism: Peniophora sp. CBMAI 1063
Lineage: Eukaryota; Fungi; Basidiomycota; Agaricomycetes; Russulales; Peniophoraceae
Source: the annotation of a GenBank genome assembly